Molecule: messenger RNA, 681 nt
Organism: Angiostrongylus costaricensis
Lineage: Eukaryota; Metazoa; Nematoda; Chromadorea; Rhabditida; Metastrongylidae
Source: the annotation of a GenBank genome assembly
AUGGAAACCGUGGAGGCUAUGGUUGGUUGUGGGAAUUGGAAGGAAGGAAUUUUUCAGACAUUUACGCACCUCAGAGAGUUUCUCCGAUUCCAACGACGUCGUCCGUCUAGUAUUGUGCUUCGCCCUUUGUCAUGCUCUCUUUGGUCCUCUGGGAUGUCACUACGUGCACAAUUUGGGUCAGCUUUUGCCCAAUUUCAAAAAGAUGUGUUAAAGAAUGAAACCGGCAUAUUUCCAACGUUCCUCGAACGCACAGCAGUGGGAUGUGUCGUUGAGCUGAAGUAUGGUGUGUUGUUCAAAAAGCAGGUCGUUUUUACGCAGAAAAUGUUGAUGAUAGAAAAUGCUGGCGUCGUUGAGCAAGUGCUAUUUGUGGCGCCACAUGAGGAGUGGUCAUUCUACACGGAUCUCGGAGAGAAAAGGGUAGAUUUGCGCACGACUUCGCAGUAUGUGGUGUACCAGAAGCUAUCCGUAGAAGCGAAUCUUCAUCUGAUGCAAACGAUCAAUACACAAGAAAUUCGGUGGACAGCACAAAUUUUACACCAACUGAGUAGCGCGUUUAGGUUAUUCCAACGUAUAUUUGAUAUGACGUGUAGAAGAUGCAAAGAAGGGAUGAAAGAGUUUUUACCACCACUGAUCUUUGACUUCCGCAAUUUGAAGAACGCGCUUCACGAGACGUGUCGAUGA